UAAAUAUUGUCCAAUCUUUAAUCACUUUCUGGUUUGAGCUUCCUCUUAUUCUCCCAUUUAUUUUCGCAAGUUCUAAAUAUUCUAACAUCUUCCUUUGCCAGUCAAUUUUUGUGGGGAUUGAGUCACCUUUCCAGUUUUUUGCUAUUAAAAUUCUAGCCUCUGUGGUUGCAUACAUUAAAAAAAGGUUCUAAAGUUUUUACGCUCCCUAGGCACAAGGUUAGAGGACCUGAUUAUUUGAAACCCCCACAGCAAAAGAAAGUGUCUCGUCCUCGUCACUCAUCAUUUCACUUCCCAACCCUUUCCUACAAACUCCUAACAACCACUCUUUGCCCCGCACAUGGCGGCUCCUCCCAGCUGCGGCAGAGCACCGGAAAUCACUGUAGAGGCAUCAUAGAGACUGUGGGCUGAAACCUCUUUGGGGCAGAACUCCUCCCCUCCCCGGAAUCGGCCCGCGCGCGCGCAGUGCGUGCGUAAGGAGACAAAACAGCAACCUUCUUCCCAGAAUGCCCCGCGUGAGCGUUAUGAGUGAGGCGGAAGUAGAUGCCAGGAAGCCCCGCCUCAUAACAAUGAUGGGGCCAAGAUGGCGCCUGGCUAUAGCUGCGCUUGUGGGCUUCGUCGUUGCUGCCCCCGGGUAAGUUGUGAGGGGCUAAGGGUGGGUGGAGGGCCUCGGGCAUUUUUGGGGAAGCGGAAAGUGGGGCUUCCAAGUAAAUGGUGGUCACCUGAGCGCCGCAAGGGUGAGUCCACACUGUACCUUUAAAUCGCUUUUAUACCCAUUGGAACAGUCAUGGCUUCCCCGCAAAGAAGUCUGGGAGAUGUAGUUUGCUAAGGGAGUUGAGAGCCCUUAGGUGAUUCGCCUAUCCCCCCACCCCCACCCCAAGCUACAAUUCCUGGUGUGCUUUAACAAGCACUCUCUCUUCUUUGGGAGCUCUGGAAAUUGUAAUUCUGGGAGAGGAAUUUGAUAAACAAAUAAUAAUAGAAUUAUAGAGUUGGAAGGGUCCCUGAGGAUCAUCUAGUCCAAUCCCUGGAAAUGCAGGACUGGACAUUCCUUUGAAAUGUUAUAAAUACCACCGCCCUGACCCUUGGGCGGGGUUGCAGUUUUGCAAAAAGAUUCGACUGUAACCUAUUGCUUUGCAAUAAACAACAGUGGACUCCUAACUCCUCUUGACUCUGAAUUUUAUUGGCGUAACUCAGAAGAUAAGCCACUUUUGGCUUACAACAUUAAGAUUAAGAGUCCAAUGCUCUGCUGCAAGUUAUGUCUAAGAAACAAAACAAGAGAGGAAAAUGACUCCAUCUGCACCUGACAAGAGAGAUUUUAUCUUAGGUACAUCACUGAGGGCAGCAACCAACACUAAAGAUUUUUCUAAAUCUAUUUGCCUGGAACCAUGUUUGCACCAUACAUUGAAAACAGUGUGAUAUCACUUUAAAAAGUAAUGGCUCCCCCCCACUUCCCCCCCUUUUUUUCUAAGCUACAAAGUCUCAAGCCUUGUGCUUCUGCGGAAGCUGUUUGAGUCUUCUUCACCAAGAUUUGUUCUUCUUUGUAUCUUGCAACAUGUUCUUUAAUUAUUUUUUCCACCAAUUUAACUGGAGCCGACGCUAAGUUAAUCAGAUGAUGGGGACAAGCUUGUGGGAGAGCUGUGGCUUUUAUGCCCUACCUCUGGACUUUAUUGGAGCAACAGAUUGGUCACUGUGAGAAACGGCACUAGAUGGGCUUUUGGUUUUAUCCACCAGGACUGCCCACAAUUGUCUUUAAAGUGACAGAUUAGCCUGUUGCCCCCAAUACCUCUCAUUUUAAUCUCUCUGCAAUGUUCUCUCUCUCUCUUCCUUUUUCUGUCCGGUUUCCAGGUUGGCUGAAGUGGCUUUGGAAAGUGAUGGGAAAAACCCAGGUGAGAGAGGAUAAUUGUAUCUGUUUUGGCUAUGUGAGUUUGUGUUGUAGUUUGAUUUCUAGCUUUUUUUGUCUGGAAGAACCGAGAUGGAGUGGAGGGCAGGGAGAGGUAUGAUAAAAUUGUGCUGCAGAAGAUCUGAAUGCGUGUCAUUUCCCUGGCUGUGUGGCCCUUAAUUUUCUCAAAACACCCUUGAGUAUGAUGCUUAGCAGAAUGUAAGGAGAGCCCUAUGGCUGGAUCAGGCCAGUGGCCCAUCUAGUCCAUCAUUCUAUUCUUACGGUAGCCAACCAGAUGUCUGGGAAGCCUGACAUCAAUAGUUCUCUGCCCACCUUCAAAAUUCCUAGCAUCUAGUGCUCCAAAGUAUUGCCGCUUCUGACAGUGGAAGCAGAACGUUGCCAUUGUGACUAGUAGCCAUUGAUAGCCUUUGUUGUUGUUGUUGUUUAGUCAUUUAGUCGUGUCCGGCUCUUUGUGACCCCAUGCACCAGAGCAUGCCAAACACCCCUGCCUUCCACUGCCUCCUGCAGUUUGGUCAAACUCAUGUUCGUAGCUUCGAGAACACUGUCCAACCAUCUCGUUCUCUGUCAUCCCCUUCUCCUUGUGCCCUCCAUCUUUCCCAACAUCAGGGUCUUUUCCAGGGAGUCUUCUCUUCUCAUAAGGUGGCCAAAGUAUUGGAGCCUCAGCUUCAGGAUCUGUCCUUCCAGUGAGCACUCAGGGCUGAUUUCCUUCAGAAUGGAUAGGUUUGAUCUUCUUGCGGUCCAGGGGACUCUCAAGAGUCUCCUCCAGCACCAUAAUUCAAAAGCAUCAAUUCUUCAGCGAUCAGCCUUCUUGAUGGUCCAGCUCUGUGAAUGUGUCUAACCCUCUUUUGAGGCCAUCCAAAUUGAUGGCUAUCUCUGCUUCCUGCAGGAACAAGUUCCACAGGUUAACUGUGCUCUGCGGAUCGGUCCUGAAUCUUCCAAUGUUCAGUUUUAUUGAAUGCCUAUGAGUUCUAAAGGGACGUGGGUGGCGCUGUGGGUUAAAUCACAGAGCCUAGGACUUGCUGAUCAGAAGGUUGGCGGUUCGAAUCCCCGCAACGGGGUGAGCUCCCGUUGCUCGGUCCCUGCUCCUGCCAACCUAGCAGUUCGAAAGCACCUCAAAGUGCAAGUAGAUAAAUAGGUACUGCUCUGGCUGGAAGGUAAAUGGCAUUUCUGUGUUCUGCUCUGGUUCGCCAGAAGUGGCUUAGUCAUGCUGGCCACAUGACCCGGAAGCUGUACGCCGGCUCCCUCAGCCAGUAAAGCGAGAUGAGCGCCGGAACCCCAGAGUCAGCCACUACUGGACCUAAUGGUCAGGGGUCCCUUUACCUUUACCUAUGAGUUCAAAUGUUAUGAUAGAGGGAGAAAACUAAGAGCAGUUUUGCCAGGUCAGCCCAAUGGCCUAUCUAGCCAGUAAAACCACUGAUAGCAUUUUCCUUCAUGGAUUUGCCUAAGCCUCUUUCAAAGCCAUCCAAGUUAGUGCCCGCUGCUGCUGCUUUCGAGCGUGAGUUGUGUAGCUUAACUCUGCGCUGCAUAAAGAGCUGUGUGUGUUGUUUUGUUGAAGCUGACUCCUGAUCUCCUCUUUGGCUUCCUGCAGCCAGUUUGCCUGGGGCCACGCCGUGUUGGCAAAGCGAGGAUUUCGUGGUGACCCAGCAGUGUGCUCCCUGCCAGAGUUUUCAGGCGGUAAGUGAACCUCCCAACAGGAACAAAAAGUUGGGCAAGGGUAAAAAUGAAACGCCUUAACUGCUUGCUAAAAUAUGUGCAAAAGAGAUUGACGUUCCCACUUUCAAACAUAUCUUAUCCACUGUAGCGUUUAAUGCCGCAAAAUAAGUUAACGGACAUAGAAGCUUCAAUACAAUGAUAACACAGAAGGUAGAAUGAUGUCCUAUACUGAGUCAAGGCCAGUACUGAGCUCAGUAUGGUUUACACCAGGGGUAGGCAACCUAAGGCCUGGGGGCCAGAUCUGACCCAAUUGCCUUCUCAAUCUGGCCCGCGGAUGGUCUGGGAAUGAGCGUGUUUUUACAUGAAUAGAAUGUGUCCUUUUAUUUAAAAUGCAUCUCUGGGUUAUUUGUGGGGCAUAGGAAUUCGUUCAUAUUUUUUUUCCAAAACAUAGUCUGGGCCACCACAUGAUCUGAGGGGCGGUGCACCGGCCCCCUGCUGAAAAAGGUUGUUGACCCCUGAUUUACACUGACAGGUCACGGUUCUCCAGGGUAUCAGAUGGAGAACCCUACAGGCAGAUCUCAGGGGUUGAACCUGGGACGUUAUGCAUACAAACUGGAUGCUCUUAUCACUGAUCUAUAUUCCUUCCUUUAAAAAUAAAGAUGCUAUUCCUCAAGAUUCUGAAUAAAAGGCUAACUUAAAUAGGAAGCUGCCUUAACACUGACUCAGACCAGUGUCCAUCAAGCUCAUUAUUGUCUUCAAACUGACUGGCAGGAGCACUCCAGGGAUUCAGGCAGGGCUCUCUUUCAGCCCCAGAGAUGCCAUUGCAGGUUGAACCCGGGUCCUUUGUGUGAUGCAAAGCCAGUGUUCUAUUAUAGCAGAAUGGGGUAGGGGUGGGUUCCCCGUGCCCCGGUCAGAAGCGAUCCGCUCCUCAGUUGGUUAUUGCAACAGAACUGAAUCACAGGUGCUUGGCAGCAGUAUUAUUUAAUGAAACAUGUGCUCUUGGUUGUAGAAAACGACGCCAGAAUGCAGCGUGACGGGCUUCAUUGAGCAGAUCAACUGCAGCGCUUCCAAGAAGGGAGAAUACAAGAGGUGAGCUCACUGGGAGGAGAAGAGCGGUGUGCCUUGCCACCCUGGGAUGCUGCCUCUGACAGUGGCCAGUGGCAGACCCUGCUGGAGCAAGGGGUGCUUACUAAUGUCGCAGAUCAGUUACACAGGAUGGCGGUGAAGGCGAGCCUCUGGCAGUGAGAGACGGCCCUCAAAACCUUUCUUAUCUGGCCCUUAAGGCUCUGCAGGCCACACACCUCACCAGCCCUGAUUCAUAGCCUCCUUGGCUGUGCCUGGCUGGGAUGUGUCCCUGAAGUCUCUGAUCAUGCCUCUUGCCUGCAACCCCUACUGUAACUGAUCUGUCAUGGAUGUUUUAGCUGAGAUUCCCGCAUUGCAGGGCCUUGGACUCGAUGGCCCCCCUGGGGGACCCCGAUUCUACAAUGUGCUGCUAACAACUUCCUACUGAAGCAGGAAGGGCCCUGUAAGCCUCUGGGUUUCAUGGCAGUCUGAAAGCUGAGAAACAAGAAGGUUUUUCUUCUUCUCUUCUCUUUUUGAAAACCCCUGCCCUGGUAACAGCCAACCAGCUCUCCCAUUUGUCAGGAAUUCUCCCUUCCAUUCCUACCCUCCCGCUGCUUUUUUGUUCCUCCUGACAAACAGCAUUCCAUAGCCGCUGAGAAGGCUUGUUUUGCAGGGGGAACUAAUCCCUGAAGAUCCCACCCAAUAUUUGUUCUUCUGCAAACGCCAGAGUUUCCAUGAGCUAGCUUUCAUCUCGUUUCAGUACAUUUCCGAGCACAAUUCAAAGUAUUGGUGCUGACCUUUAAAGCCCUAAACGGCCUUGGCCCAGUAUACCUGAAGGAGCGUCUCCACCCCCAUCGUUCAGCCCGGACGCUGAGGUCCAGCGCCAAAGGCCUUGUGGCGGUUCCCUCACUGCGAGAAGCCAAGUUACAGGGAACCAGACAGAGGGCCUUCUCGGUAGUGGCACCCCCCCCCCCCCGUGGAACGCCCUCCCACCAGAUGUCAAAGAGAAAAACAACUACCAGAAUUUAGAAGACAUCUGAAGGCAGCCCUGUUUAGGGAAGCUUUUAAUGUUUAAUAAGUUAUUGUAUUUUAAUAUUCCGUUGGAAGCUGCCCAGAGUGGCUGGAGAAACCCAGCCAGAUGGGCGGUGUAUAAAUAAUGAAUUAUUAUUAUUAUUAUUAUUAUUAUUAUUAUUAUUAUUCUCAGUCCCUCUGCCCCUUUCAACCUUUAGCCACAUAGCCGUGGCACUUGGCUCUUCAGUUUGCCACUAGAGGGAGCAGCCAACCCAUUUUAACUCGCCUCCCUGAUGCAUUCUGUGCUUCGACUCGCAGGUGAAGGGCCUAACCAAACCCCUUUCCAGCCAUCCCUGUUUCCCUUAUGCUGUUCUGUCGUGUGGUGUCUUGGGAUGGGAACGCACACCGCUCCCUUCCGCAUGCUUCCUCCUCGGUGUGUCCAUCAGCAGAGAGUCACGCUCACCUUGCCUUCUCCUUGCAGCUGCCGUUCCAUGGAGAUGGAAGCUCGCAUCUUCUGGAAGUUCGAGGGCGCCAUGCUUGGUGUGGCGGCCGUCUUCGCCCUGCUGGUGGUAUGUCGGCAGCGCAUGCUGGACCGUAGAGCUUUGGAGAAAGUGCGCAAGCAGAUAGAAUCCAUCUAGUGGCGCCAGGGUCUCUCGCCGCUCUUUUCGGAACAGAACCUAGCGGCAGCGGUUGGGGGACAGCGGCGGGAAGGAAUCUUCCAUUGGACUGUUUGGAGGAGGGAACGAGGACCCCCGUGCUCAUUGGAAAGUAUUUCCUCCCCCCUUCACUUGGACUGAAACUGUUGCAUUGAAACGUGGGCAACUUGCUUUGUUUUCUGAACAUCCUGGGCACUUGUACAAAGAACAGUCCCGCUCCCCACAUUGUCUGUGGUGCAUCCUGACUUGGUUUGCUGCGUGGUCGCAAUCUGUUGCAAACUCCUCGGCCUCUCUAGACUUUGUUGGAUUCAAAGGAGCAAGCCCAGCACCUCCCUAGUCAUACCACUGUUUUAUUAAAGACCAGAAACCCCAGCGAGCGUCUCUAAAUCAUGUAAGGAAAGUGACUGAUCUCUGCCCUUAUUCAUGCAGUUCCAAAGCCCUUUCAUUUUGAGGGUGUGGAAAAUGUAGCUCUAUUUUGGCUUUUUAAAAAAGCCAUCCUGUGUAUUGUCGGGGGGGGGGGGGAGGGUUGCUACCAGGACUUUACUGUGGCGUAUUUUAAACAGCCGUCCCUACAGGAUUCCUCUGUAAGAAACCUCAAUGUGAUUAAAAGCACGAUGAAGCUUUCCGAACGCGCGUGCUCUUUGUAUCCAGUGCUGGUAGAUCAAUUUUUAUUUUUAUUUUUUGUGGUGGCAGAUUUGUGUGGCCCAGCAGAAGCCAAAUGGGACAGAACUGGAUCUGUUUAGCUCGGUGGAACUGAGGCCAGAGCAGGCAGAAUGAUUCAUUUGGAAAAAAACUGGGGAGCAGAAAUGUUAAGGGGAGGAAUGGGGCACCUUGAUGAAACCUCUAUGCCUUGGUUUGGCUACAACUUUUGCAUUUUGUCAGCUUGGCCUGCAUACACACCACACAUUUAAUGCACAUGGCUCCCCCAAAGCAUCCUGGGAGAUGUAGUUUACCCACCACAGAGUUACCCUUAAAAAACUACAAUUCCCAGGAUUCUUUUUUGGGUGGGGAUGGGUCAUGCACAAAGCCCUGGGCUUGAGAGGACGGAAUUUAGGCGUUCCAAUGUCGUGGGGUGGGGCAGUUUGUGAGUGGGCAAGUGUGACAAAAAGCCCAGUGCCUCAAGCCCACCUCUCUUUCUGAUAUUUUUGUGUGUGGAACACCCAUGAAAUCAAAAGCAGUGUGCAAAAAUUUGCAGGCUGCACGCUUGUGUUUGAGUGCAGAAGCUCUCGGGUUCAACCUCUGGCAGGUAGGGCUGAGGGAGACCUGGAAGGACUCUACCGGUCAGUGUAGACAAAGCUGAGAUAGAUGGAGCAAUGGCCUGACUCGAAAUAAGGUGGCUUCCUAUGUUCUUCUGUGUUAAGAGGGGCCACUGGGAGUUCCUGGCACAAGAACUCCAAAUCUUUGAAACCCAAAGGUGGGUGGGAGUAGCUAGAAGCAAACUCCCAAGUGUCAUUUGCAUUGUGAGGUUACUGAUCCCCGCUGGAUGAAACCAAAGGCCUCUGUGUCACGCACAGCAUCCUAUUGCUUUCACUGACCAGCCAGAAGGUACGAAAUAGCCAAUACACAGGGCAGGAAUUCAGUAGCCCUCUUCUGGGGAAGUGCCUGGGCACUGAGGGGAUGUGAGCCUUCAUGAUUAGGGUGGCUGGACGGUUUGCUAGCAGCUGCAAACCUGACCAGGGCAUCUCAACACCGACCUGCCAGUCUAGCAUUUAAUAAAACCAUGAAAUGAUUGUGAAGCACCUCUUGCUUUUUGCUGCUGCUAGUGACGUGGUGUGCAUUCCUUGCGCUAACGUUCAUUGUGUUCAUUGUGGCUGGAGAAAGGUACCUCUGCCAUCCAGGAUCACAGCGCCAGGCAGGCUCCCUUGGUUAUCUCCCGCUUGGACUACUGCAAUGCGCUCUACGUGGGGCUACCUUUGAAGGUGACCUGGAAACUACAACUAAUCCAGAAUGCGGCAGCUAGACUGGUGACUGGGAGCAGCUGCCGAGACCAUAUAACACCGGUCUUGAAAGACCUACACUGGCUCCCAGUACGUUUCCGAGCACAAUUCAAAGUGUUGGUGCUGACCUUUAAAGCCCUAAAUGGCCUCGGCCCAGUAUACUUGAAGGAGCGUCUCCAACCCCAUCGUUCUGCCCGGAUGCUGAGGUCCAGCGCCAAGGGUAUUCUGGCGGUUCCCUCCCUGUGAGAAGUGAAGUUACAGGGAACCAGGCAGAGGGCCUUCUCGGUAGUGGCGCCCACCCUUGUGGAACGCCCUCCCAGCAGAUGUCAAAGAGAUAAACAACUACCUGACAUUCAGAAGACAUCUUAAGGCAGCCCUGUUUAGGGGAGUUUUUAAUGUGUGACAUCUUAGUGUAUUUUUGGUCUUUGUGGAAGCCGCCCAGAGUGGCUGGGGAAACCCAGCCAGAUGGGCCGGGUACAAAUAAUAAAUUAUUAUUGUUAUUAUUAUUAUUGGGAUACAUCUGAAUCUUUUGGGUUUUAAAUAUAUGAUUUCCCUUUUCCUGGCCUGUCAGCCAUUCAGGCUGUGUCACCCACCUCCUUUAACCUGAAUUAUUGCCCCCUCCCUUUAGCACCCAUCCAUAGAUUUCCAGGAAAAAAAACGUACUUUGCACAUGCUCAGAAGCUCCCUUUUAUUUCUUCCCCAGCCCGGCUCCAGGGUUCCGUUGAAGCUUGCCCACUUCCCCAGAUCAUAACCUGCCCCCUCAUGGAGCUGGUGUGUUGCAAUGAGGCAGGAAGCGGGAAGUCGCCGACAUAGGUGGGGAGGGAAAAUGUGGCGCGAAAUCCCACAAUUUCACAAGCACUUGAGGAGGAAUGCAUUGCAGGCUGAUCCGCGGGGGCAGUUGCAGAGCUUGCCGAUCCGAGCGCCCUUCCUGACGGCACACAGGUCACCGAAGGAACACUGUGAGAAGGGGGGGGGGGAAGGAUGGUUAAAAAAGUCAAUCCCUCUUCCCAGGGAACUCUGGGAAUUGUAGUUCUGGGCUCUCCUCCUGAGAACUCGCCGCUCAUAAUAAACUACAGUUCCCAGAUGUCCUGACCAUUCCUGGACCAAUGAGGACAAGCGAUUGGAAUUUAAUUUGAGCACCCCAUAGCUCACCGGAAGCUGUUUUAACUGUUCUCAUCGCUACUGAGAGCCUUCUCAGUGAUGGCUCCGACCUGGUGGAAUGCUCUGUCCCAUGAGACCAGGGCCCUGCAGGAUUUAACUUCCUUCUGCAGGGCCUGUAAGACAGAGCUAUUCCGCCUGGCUUUCAACUUGAACUUAGCCUGAUCUUUUAUUCCCCUUCCUUCCCUCCCCCUACCCUUUUUAUGAAGAUUACCCGCUCUGGGAUCCCACAGCUAAUUCUCCCCUGGUCUCCAUGCUGGCCCAAAUAGGACUAAUUUAGCCAGCUAGCCCUGGUCAUCAUCUAAUGUUUAUUGGAUGGAUUUCCCCCCUAAAUUGAUUUUUGAAUUCUGAAUUUAUUGUUAUUCACGUUUUAUACUGUAUUUUAUGCUGGUUUCUGUUGCAUCAAUUAUGUGUUUUAAAUUUGUUGUUAGCUGCCCUGAGCCCGGUUUUCUGAACCGGGAAGGGCGGGGUAUAAGUAAAAAUUUAUUAUU
This is a messenger RNA of Podarcis lilfordi (Lilford's wall lizard), 9865 nucleotides long. NCBI's taxonomy places the organism in Eukaryota, Metazoa, Chordata, Lepidosauria, Squamata, Lacertidae. The record is from the annotation of a GenBank genome assembly.